Messenger RNA from Zea mays, 2539 nucleotides. Its product is annotated as CSC1-like protein At3g54510. The record is from RefSeq and is a predicted model, not a curated record. Lineage: Eukaryota; Viridiplantae; Streptophyta; Magnoliopsida; Poales; Poaceae. Gene Ontology annotation, molecular function: calcium-activated cation channel activity. Gene Ontology annotation, cellular component: plasma membrane. The transcript is spliced from 10 exons. The coding region runs from base 210 to 2321 and encodes 703 amino acids.
UGGGUGACUGUUGCGGCGGCGCCAACCAAACGCGUCGUGCUCGCGGCAGGCCACGUGUCCCUCGAGGCUCCUCCGGCGACCACGUCGCCGCCCGCCAUAUGACCAACGCACCAAUCAGACUCCGCCGGCGGGAAGCUGAUCGUUCACUGCUACUAGCGCAGUGCCCACGCUGGUGCAGCACCGGAUCAUCUGUGUGACAAGGAAGAAGAAUGGACGCGGAGGGGUUGCUGGCGUCGGCGGCGAUCAAUCUGGGACUGGCGCUGGUGGCGCUCUCGCUCUUCUCCCUGCUCAAGAAGCAGCCGGGGAACGCGCCCGUUUACCGUCCCCGCCGGAUGGCGACCGGCGACCUUCGUGCUGAUGGUGGCUUUCUACCGCUCGGCCACGGGCGACUAACCCCGUCGUUCCGGUGGAUAGGCGCGGCCUUCCGGCUCUCUGAAGACGACGUGCUGCGGCGCCACGGCCUCGACGCUCUCGUCAUCGUCCGCCUCUUCAAGUUUGGGAUCAAUUGUUUCAGUGUUUGCUCGAUUGUUGGACUACUGGUCCUUGCUCCAACAAAUUAUACUAGUGAAGGUCGCGCUGAAAUCAGAAGAUCGAAUUCCAUGGAACUGUUCACGGUUACCAAUGUGACACGGGGAUCUAAUAGGCUUUGGGUGCAUUAUUCAUGCCUUUGCUUUAUAUCCUUGUAUGUGGUAUAUUUGCUUCAUAAGGAAUACAGAGAAAUUACUAUGAGAAGAAUUGAGCACUUGAAGCAUCACUACAAAAGAUAUGAUCAAUACACCGUUUUGGUGCGAGGAAUUCCAACAUGUCCAGACCAUGGGGCUUACGGGUGUUAUGUGGAUCACUUCUUCUCAAAGCAUUAUCGGACAUACCGAUCAUACCAAAUCGUACAUGACAUAGGAAACAUUGAGGCAUUGCAGAAGCUGGCGUCCUCCAUUGAGAAACGGAUACAGAGGAAAAGGGAGACCAGUAAAUGUAGUCUCUUGGGACGGAUCUGGAGCAAGUUUACAUCGGAUGCAACAGGCAUUCACAACCAUGAAGAGAAACUGAAAAAUGUGCAAGAUACUAUCCGCCUCCUACAGUGUGAAAAUAUGCUUAAACAAAAGGAGGUACCUGUAGCCUUUGUGUCGUUCAAAUCCCGGUUGGAGGCUGCCCAAGCUGCGGAGACGCAGCAGCUCGCCAAUCCACUGUCGCUGGUCACAACCUACGCGCCCGAACCAACGGACACGAUAUGGAAGAACCUGUCCAUCCCGUUCUGGCGCAUGGCUACGUACAGGCUCGGAGUCUUCGCUGCCGCGGUCUUGCUGACGGUGUUCUUCACCAUCCCCGUAACGGCCGUGCAGGGGAUAGCGCAGUUCGAGAAGAUGAAGAGGUGGUUCCCGCCGGCGCGAGCUGUGCAGCUCAUACCUGGCUUGAACUCCGUGGUGACCGGGUACCUUCCGGGCAUGAUCCUGAACGGCUUCAUCUACCUGGUUCCUUCCGCGAUGCUCGGCAUGGCCUCGUUCGAAGGCUGCGUCGCCAGCAGCCAGAGGGAGAUCAGGGCCUGCGACAUGGUCUUCUACUUCUUGCUCGGAAACGUGUUCUUCCUCAGCGUUCUCUCGGGCUCUCUGCUCGACCAGAUCGGAGAGUCCUUCACGCACCCCAAGAACAUCCCCAACCGUCUCGCGAGCGCUGUUUCUGCGCAGUCGGAUUUCUUCAUCACGUACAUCUUGACCAACGGCAUGUCAGGGUUCUCCUUGGAGGUCCUUCAGUUCGGUCUGUUGAUAUGGCAGUUUUUAAAGGCGCGUUCAAUUGGACACAGCGAGGAACCAUAUCUGUAUGGCUUCCCUUACUUCCGAGUCGUGCCCGUGGUUUCCAUCGCAAUAUUGAUCGGAGUGGUGUACGCUGUGGUUGCGCCCCUUCUGCUCCCGAUCCUUCUGGUGUACUUCCUGCUCGGUUACGCAGUGUACAUCAACCAGAUGGAAGAUGUUUAUGAGAUCACAUACGACACAUGCGGGCAGUACUGGCCCAAAAUUCACCACUACAUAUUCCUAUCAAUAGCGCUCAUGCAAGUCACCAUGAUAGGACUGUUUGGGCUCAAGUCGAAGCCAGGAGCCUCCUUGGCCACAGUUCCCUUGCUUGUGCUCAACAUCCUUUUCAACGAGUACUGCAAGGCCCGGUUUCUUCCAACUUUCAGGCAUCGACCAGUCCAGGCUGCCAAUGAGCUUGAUGAGGCUGAGGGUACGACUGAAGGCGACGUUGACGAUGCAAUCUGCGCUUAUAGGCCACCAUGGAUGCGUCCGACGAACCUGGAAUCUAGUUCUGUGGAGCCUUUGAAUGUUUGAUCUGUCUUUUCCACGGUGGCACCAUGGACCUCCAGGCAUCGCGGUUUCGUCUGUCAACUUGUAAAACACACCGCAUAUCACGGUAACACGCACAAGUUCAGUUCAUGGAAGGAAAUUCUCGAAACUGCGCUGUGUUCCUUGAAUUUGCGGGACAUGCUGAUAUUGCCCGAGAUAGAUUUACAUGUUACGGAUGUUAGAAAUAUAAGCAUUUUUAAUCA